UGAAUAAUUUAUUUAAGUUUAUUGGGAGUACAUUGAGUAGUCCAUGAAUGAAGAAGGAAAGCACCGAAAUGAUUAGGUGAUCGAUCAUAGCUUACCCUUCCUCUCACGAAUCCAACAAAUUUAGGGAUUCUUCUCCCCUUUCGUGGAUCGAUCUAUUUUGGUGUCUCAACCAAAUAUUCCAAACCUUUUUGGUCUUUAGAAACAAGGGCAAUGGUGGUGGAAUGAGGAGAAAACAAGAAGAAGAAGAAGAAGAAGAAGAAGAAGAAGAAGAAAAAGAAAAAGAAAAAGAAGGAGAAAAGGGACAUGGCAAGAAGUGAUUGGGGGAUUCAACUUCAAUCAAGAAGUGGCGGUGGAAAGUGGAUUUGUUCUUACAAGAAAAUCACUAUCUUAGUUUGUCUUUUCAACAUUGCCAUUGCUCUCUAUUGUCUUCGUUCUCUUUAUGCUUCUCUUUAUAUCUACUCCGGUAGUGUUGGAAGAAACAUUGUAGUGUAUAAACCAGAUCAGAUUCGGAAAAUGGAAGAGUCAAAUCAAAUUAGGAAGUCUUAUAAACCAGUGGAGUUAAUGAAAUUGGUGAAGGGAUUAGAAGGGGAGUUUUCGAGCGAAAAUUUGGAGGUUGAGUUGCCUCAGCACUUGAAACAGAAAAUAAUUGAUGAGGUCUUGGAGAGACUAGGGAGCUUGAAUAGCAGAAGCACAAAUGGAUCUCACUCACAGGGCAUUGCUAUGGAGCGAGAAGCGGUUGAAAAUUGGCGCAAGGAAAAAUUGGAAGAGGUUAAGUUAGUUUCUGUGGGAGGGAUUUCCAACUCUACUCUUUCUGAUAAAGAGGCAGGGAUGCUAGUUAAAGCUUUGGAGUCUGAUUGGGCUGUGCUUGUUGAAGAAAUUGGCCUUUGGAUACCAGUUGAAGUUGUGAAUGAAGAACAUAAUGACAAACCUGAUGGCAUAGAGGAUUCAGAGGAGGAAAUUCUUCCUGGCAGGCCCCUUCCUCCUGAGUGCAAACCUGAACUUCAUACGGACUAUGAUGGUUCUGCUGUAAGAUGGGGUCUUACUCACCACAAAGAUAGUGCAGCUGAUUGCUGUCAAGCUUGCUUGGACCAUGCCAAACACGCCAAAGAAGGUGAAAAGAAAUGCAAUAUUUGGGUUUAUUGCCCUUCAGAAUUUGGAUGCCAUUCACCAGAUAUCUAUCAGCACAAACAUCAAGAAUGCUGGCUGAAAUAUGCUGAGAAACCAAAACUAAAUUUUAAGGAUAGGUAUCCUGAAUGGUAUCGAAAUUCACAUCCAUCUGCACCGGUGAUUGUUCCAUGGGUCUCUGGAGUUGUCGGUGCUUGAGAUAAAAAAUUGACAGAAGGUAUAGUAGUAUAAAAACCCGAGUCCGGAGCUACCUUGUAGAUUACAUUACAGGCACUCAAAGCUAGCUUUGGCAAAGCCUUUGUCAUGCUUUGUGGAUUAUACCAUUGUUGUUCAACAUGUUUUUGCCUUUUUAGAUUAAACAAAUGAAAUGGGGAGAGUAAAGGAUUUCCUCCAAUGACCAUUUACUGAUUUUGGACAUGGCUCUGGUCAAAGUGCUGUUUUUGACAAACUCAUAGUCUUCUUGCUAAGGAUUUUGAUGAGGAUGGAUACAAGUGUAACAGUAUUAGAUUAUUGGACGGUAUAAUCGGAGGUUUGACGACAGAAACAGAUAUUUGCUUUCUUUAAACGUGUUGUGGGAAUUGUUAUUUUCUCGUUUGUAUUUACCAAAAUGUGAAACAAACACGCCCUUAAUCGACGAGAAAAUUGUUUUGUCCUGUAAACUAUCAUUAUUCAUUGUUUCUCCAAUUGAACUCAUAAUUCUUGUUUGAGAUGUUAUUGUUGAUGAUCAUUAUCAUUCAACUCUGUUUGCUUCA
This is a messenger RNA of Cicer arietinum (chickpea), 1877 nucleotides long. RefSeq lists its product as uncharacterized. NCBI's taxonomy places the organism in Eukaryota, Viridiplantae, Streptophyta, Magnoliopsida, Fabales, Fabaceae. The record is from RefSeq and is a predicted model, not a curated record.